This is a messenger RNA of Lactuca saligna, 957 nucleotides long. Lineage: Eukaryota; Viridiplantae; Streptophyta; Magnoliopsida; Asterales; Asteraceae. The record is from the annotation of a GenBank genome assembly.
AUGGAUAUUGAUGAACAAGUGGCCAUAUUUCUUCACAUUAUUGCACAUAAUGUGAAGAAUCGGGUCAUGAUAGGUCGUUUCCAGCGUUCUGGAGAAACAAUUAGCAAAAUUGUUUCGCGAGUUUGCAACGCAGUGAUAAGGUUGCAUCCACAUUUGCUUAAGAAACCGGAACCUGUUACAGAAAACUCUACAGAUCAAAGAUGGAAGUGGUUCAAGAACUGCCUAGGAGCUUUAGAUGGAACACACAUAAAAAAACGCAAAAAGGAAAAAAUUCCUAACUCUGGCAUAUUGGGUAAACCCCACAUUGAGUCAAGGAUCAAAACCAUGAAAAAAGAUUGGCAAGUUGUUUAUGAUAUGGUAAAUGGUACGAACACAAGUGGUUUUGGUUAUGAUAGCUCCACUCAUUCUGUAACAGCUGAAUCAACAGUUUGGGAUUCUUACAUACAGGUUCAUAAAGAGGCAGGAAAAUGGAGAAAUAAGAUAUUUCCUCAUUACGAGGAUUUAUGUAUCAUUUUUGGAAAAGAUAGAGCUCAAGGGAAUAAAGCUAAGGAUUUUUCCCAAAUGGAAGAAGAUGCAAAUAAUGAAGAGCAAUCAGAACAAGUAGAAGAUGUUUUUGAAGAACAAACCACAGAAAAUGAAGAAUCUCCAAACACAUGCUCAAAGAAGAGGAAAAGAGUUGAUGCAGUUAUUAAGGGAAUAACUAUUACAGCUAACACCCUUGGAGAAAAACUUGAAAAAGCAGCAAAUAGCAUGAACCAAGCAAUACUAGGAGAAACAGAAGUACAAAAAAAAGCUUCAAUGGUGAUUCCAGAAAUUUCAAAAAUGCAGUCUUUAAGUGCCUUUGAUAGGUUCAAAGCAAGUAGGAAAAUAAUGCGUGACCCUGAAACCGUGUUAAGUUUUUGGAAUUUGGAAGGAGAAGAUCGGGAGAACUUUGUGAGGUUUAUGUUGGAAGAAUGA